Molecule: messenger RNA, 1344 nt
Organism: Prunus armeniaca (apricot)
Lineage: Eukaryota; Viridiplantae; Streptophyta; Magnoliopsida; Rosales; Rosaceae
Source: the annotation of a GenBank genome assembly
AUGGAGAACAGCAGCUUGGAGCAGGUUCUGCAAGAUGCCAAGCUCCACAGACAAAUCAAUUCGCUCAUCGUCGCCCAUCUUCGCGACAACAAUCUCUAUCAGGCAAACAAGUUCUUCUUCUUCAUCACAUAUGCUGCUAGUGUCGUUGCUUCUGCAACAAUGACAUCAUUGAAUGAUGAAGCCCCGCCUAAUAAGCUCCUUGAACUGGUUGCCAAGGGCCUUGCAGUGGAGAAAGAUGAGAUGUUGAGAGGGGUUCCGUCAUCUGCAUUUGAUUUGGGUACAUCAAUACCUUCUGGAUAUGGUUCAAUCCCAGCUCCUCGCACUGCUGCUGUUGAUUUUGGUGCAGUGCAGGAAACAAAAGGCUCAUCAAAAAGCUUCCCAAAGCAUGAGACACGCCAUCUUUCAGAGCACAAGAAUAUUGCCAGAUGUGCAAGGUUUAGUCCUGAUGGGAAGUUUGUUGCUACUGGAAGUUCUGACACAUCAAUAAAGCUUUUUGAGGUUGCAAAAAUUAAGCAGAUGAUGCUUCCAGAUGCAAGAGAUGGUCCUGUGAGACCUGUCAUUCGCACAUUCUAUGACCACUUACAACCUAUAAAUGACUUGGAUUUCCAUCCUCAGAACACUGUUCUUAUAUCGGGGUCAAAAGAUAACACCAUAAAGUUCUUUGAUUUUUCCAAGAUGACUGCAAAGAGAGCAUUCAGAGUCAUCCAGGAUACACACAAUGUGCGUUCAGUAUCUUUUCAUCCUUCUGGAGAUUUUCUUCUAGCUGGGACUGAUCAUCCAAUUCCACACUUGUAUGAUAUCAAUACCUUCCAGUGCUACCUGUCUGCAAAUGCCCCAGAAAUCGAUGUUAACGGAGCAAUAAAUCAGGUCAGGUAUUCAGCUACAGGUGGCCUGUAUGUUACAGCUUCUAAAGAUGGUACCAUUCGUUUAUGGGAUGGUGUAACUGCCAAUUGCGUACGCUCAAUAGCUGGUGCACAUGGCACGGCGGAGGCAACCAGUGCAAACUUUACUAAGGAUCAAAGGUUUGUUCUCUCUUCUGGAAAGGAUUCUACUGUAAAGCUUUGGGAAGUCGGCACUGGAAAAUUGGUUAAACAAUAUCUAGGAGCUACACAUACUCAAUUGCGGUGUCAGGCUGUUUUUAACGAUACUGAAGAAUUUGUACUCUCCAUCGAUGAACCAACCAAUGAGAUUGUUAUAUGGGAUGCUCUGACAGCAGAGAAAGUAGCAAAAUGGCCUUCCAAUCAUAUUGGUGCUUUCCGUUGGCUUGAGCACUCACCAACAGAGGCAGCAUAUGUUACCUGUGGGACGGACAGAUCAAUCCGGUUCUGGAAGGAAAGUCUGUAA